AUGUCGGCCGCAGAGAGGACAAUGCAGCAGCUGUGGGCCCGCGUACUAAACAUUGAGCCGGAGAGCAUCGGACUGGAUGAUAGCUUCUUCCGCCUUGGUGGCGACUCAAUCGCAGCCAUGAAGCUUGUCGGCGAAGCGAGUCAAGAUGGAAUUCGACUCACUAUCGCAGAUGUGUUCCGACAACCCAAUUUGUCGCAACUGGUUCGCAUCUGUCGGGCUUCUAAUCAUGGGGUGCAAUUCAUACCUCCAUUUUCCCUGAUUCCGGCUCAUAUCAAAGAGGAUAUUCUUUCCAAGUCCAAUGUUUUCAGCACAGGAAUACAACCCGAAAACGUAGUUGACAUUCUUCCUGCUACCUACUCACAACAAACAUUUAUCACUCAAGGGAUUGACAAUCCUCGUGUGGCAUUCAACUACCUUUUUCUCGACAUAGGACCGCAGCUUGAUGUGGACCUCCUCAGACACAGUUGUCUUAAACUUAUCGACCACUUCCCAAUUUUCCGCACUCAGUUUGCUCACUCUCAAGGAAAACUUUGGCAGGCUAUUCUCCGCGAUGUUGGAUCACCUUUCACCAUGUUCAACGUCAAAGGACCGAUACCGCAAGAAUCGCAAAUGAUCUUCAUGCGAGAUAUGGAACAAUGCCAUCCACUUGGACUUCCAACUUCUUUCAUUCUCGUGCGUAACAGUUCCAAGGAGAAUCGAUUAAUUAUUCGCCUUUCCCAUGCUCAGUAUGAUGGUGUUUGUCUUCCAAUCAUAUUGGGAACACUUGUCUCUAUCUACCAGCAAAAGCCUCUGCGUCCUGCUAUUGGCUUUCAGACUUAUCUUGCGCACGCUCGUUACCAACAGACUACAUCAGGCCGUUACUGGCAAGAACUCCUCCAGGGCUCACACCUCACCAGGGCUACUACGAAGCUUUGUCCCAAGAUGCCAGAAGAGACUACCCCUCGUGUUGUUAGAGCCGAGAGAUCCAUAUACGCCCCUCGUCUUCCUGAGCACCUUACAAUGGCCUCUCUUGUUAGUUCCGCCUGGGCUGUGGUCCUCUCUAUCGUCACUGGGGAAGAAGACGUUGUGUAUGGACAUGUGAUUGCGGGCCGCAAUUCGGAUAUUUCUGGUGUUACAGAAAUAGUCGGGCCUUGCUUGAACGUAGUUCCGGUCAGGGCUUUUACACCUUCCACGAAAACAUCCGAAGACCUUAUCCGCUCUGUCCAAGAGCAAUACGUCUCACUCGGACAAUCAGACUCAAUGGGGUGGGAUGAAAUUAUGCAACAAUGUACAAACUGGCCCGCUGGAUCCCCGUUGGACUCGGUGUUUCAGCACCAGAACAUUGAUGCGGAGUUCGAAAUACAUAUCGCAGGAGAAACUACGAAGGUUCAAUGGUUUAACAAUCCCUUUACAGUGCCGUCUUAUCUGAGUGUCUGGUCGCAACCACAAGGCAACAAGCUCAAGAUUAUGAUCGCUGGGAACACUCACAUCUUAGCAGCCGAAAUGGCGGAUCCGCUACUUGAUAUGCUAGUCGAAGCAGUCAAAACGCUUUCAAACAACCUACAGGCACCCCUUGCUUCAUGCAAAUCGUUCUUACCAGCAUGCACUUGA
Lindgomyces ingoldianus is the source of this 1590-nucleotide messenger RNA. Its product is annotated as CoA-dependent acyltransferase. Bases 1 to 1590 code for a protein of 529 amino acids. Gene Ontology annotation, biological process: secondary metabolite biosynthetic process; amino acid activation for nonribosomal peptide biosynthetic process. Lineage: Eukaryota; Fungi; Ascomycota; Dothideomycetes; Pleosporales; Lindgomycetaceae. The record is from RefSeq and is a predicted model, not a curated record. Gene Ontology annotation, molecular function: catalytic activity; phosphopantetheine binding. The transcript has a single exon. Gene Ontology annotation, cellular component: cytoplasm.